AUGCCUCAAAACGAAUAUAUUGAACAGCAUAUCAAGCAACAUGGUCGUAGAUUAGAUCAUGAAGAAAGAAAACGUAAAAGAGAGGCCAGAGAGGCCCAUAAGAUUUCUGAAAGAGCCCAGAAAUUGACUGGUUGGAAAGGUAAGCAAUUUGCUAAGAAAAGAUACUCUGAAAAAGUUGCUAUGCGUAAGAAGAUUAAAGCUCAUGAACAAAGUAAAGUUAAAGGUGGUUCAAAACCAUUGGAUGAAUCCGGUGAUGCUUUGCCUACUUAUUUGUUAGAUAGAGAACAAACUAAUACUGCUAAAGCUAUUUCUUCCUCUAUCAAACAAAAAAGAUUGGAAAAAGCUGAUAAAUUUUCGGUUCCUCUACCUAAAGUUCGUGGUAUUAGUGAAGAAGAAAUGUUUAAAGUCGUCAAGACUGGUAAAUCAAAGACCAAGUCAUGGAAGAGAAUGAUUACUAAACAUACUUUUGUCGGUGAAGGUUUCACUAGAAGACCUGUCAAGAUGGAAAGAAUUAUUAGGCCAAGUGCUUUAAGACAAAAAAAGGCAAAUGUUACUCACCCAGAAUUAGGUGUAACCGUCUUCUUACCAAUCCUAAGUGUGAAGAAGAAUCCCCAAUCUCCUAUGUAUACACAAUUAGGUGUUCUAACCAAAGGUACUAUCAUUGAAGUCAAUGUCUCUGAAUUAGGUAUGGUUACUUCUGGUGGUAAAGUUGUUUGGGGUAAAUAUGCUCAAAUCACCAAUGAACCAGAUAGAGAUGGUUGUGUGAACGCCGUGUUACUUGUUUAG
This is a messenger RNA of Vanderwaltozyma polyspora DSM 70294, 786 nucleotides long. RefSeq names its product rRNA-processing protein NSA2 (gene NSA2). Gene Ontology annotation, cellular component: nucleolus; preribosome, large subunit precursor. NCBI's taxonomy places the organism in Eukaryota, Fungi, Ascomycota, Saccharomycetes, Saccharomycetales, Saccharomycetaceae. The record is from RefSeq and is a predicted model, not a curated record. The coding region runs from base 1 to 786 and encodes 261 amino acids. The transcript has a single exon. Gene Ontology annotation, biological process: maturation of LSU-rRNA; maturation of 5.8S rRNA.